Messenger RNA from Doryrhamphus excisus (bluestripe pipefish), 3232 nucleotides. It is a transcript of the gene bmp5, whose product is annotated as bone morphogenetic protein 5. The record is from RefSeq and is a predicted model, not a curated record. Gene Ontology annotation, molecular function: cytokine activity; growth factor activity. Lineage: Eukaryota; Metazoa; Chordata; Actinopteri; Syngnathiformes; Syngnathidae. Gene Ontology annotation, cellular component: extracellular region.
CCUUUGGGGCGUAGCUAUAUGAGUUGUCUUUUUUUUUUUUUUUCAUCAAAGAGGCGUGAGGUGAGGGACGGGGUCGCAAGUCCAUAAAAAGUCCCUGAAGCUUUGGAUUGAUGAGUAAAAAGCGGUGCAGGAGAGCCACACUCGCGCAGGGGAGAAGGAGUGCCGCUCGGGCUGCAAGCUGAUACCUCAUUUGUCUCCUCUAAAGCGGCCUGGACGCCGUGCUGCCUCCAUCAGUCCAUGAUUGUGGAUAUCUGCUCCUCCAGACAAGGGCAAUGUAGUUGAACUUUCACACCUAAAGUGAGCAACAUGACCCCUUGGAGCCGUGCCGUGUUUGGACUUACUUGGAGCUGUUUGACUUUUCUGUCCUGCGCUCACUGCGCCUUCACCGACAACCAUGUGCACUCCAGUUUUAUCUACCGGAGAUUGCGCAAUCACGAGCGACGGGAGAUCCAGAGGGAGAUCCUCUCCAUCCUGGGUCUGCCUCAUCGCCCGAGGCCCUUUUCUCCAGGUAAACAGGCAUCCUCCGCGCCGCUCUUCAUGCUUGACCUUUACAACGCCAUGGCCGUGGAGGAAGAGGGGUUAACGCACGGCGCGGGGAAGAGCCACAUCGCCAAGGCUCAAGGGAACAUCAGGAAAGGUUACUACAGCCCCCCGCAUGCAGGCUACUCCCGUGUGGCCCAGCCCUACCGAGCGGCCCCUCUGCUGGGUCAGAGCCCGGCGCUCACCAUGACACAUGACAACAACUUUCUCAACGACGCAGACAUGGUGAUGAGUUUUGUCAAUUUAGUGGAGAAAGAUAAAGAUUUUUCUCACCAACGGAGACACUACAAGGAAUUCCGUUUUGAUCUGACCCAGAUCCCUGACGGGGAGGCAGUGACCGCCGCAGAGUUUCGGAUCUACAAGGACCGCAGCCAUGCCCGCUUUGACAACAUCACACUGAAGGUUACUAUUUAUCAGGUCAUCAAGGAGUUCCACAACAAAGAUGCAGAGACCUUCUUGUUAGACUCCAAAAGGGUUCAGGCAACCGAUGGAGGCUGGCUGGUGUUUGACAUCACAGCUACCAGUAACCACUGGGUGAUGAACCCACAGCAGAACCUGGGCCUCCAACUCUGUGUGGAGACUUUAGAUGGGCGCAGUAUCAACAUCAAAUCUGCCGGCAUUGUUGGACGCAAUGGACCGCAGUCCCAGCAGCCAUUCCUGGUUGCUUUCUUCAAGGCCAGUGGCGUGCUGCUUCGAUCGGUCAGAGCUGCCGGUGGGAAAAAGAAGAACCACAACCGUAAUAAAUCCACUCAUCAACAAGAAUCCUCUCGGGCACCGAAAAGUGGAGAUUAUAACACAAGUGAGCAAAAGCAAGCCUGCAAGAAACACGAGCUUUAUGUCAGCUUCCGUGAUUUGGGUUGGCAGGACUGGAUCAUAGCGCCUGAAGGCUACGCCGCUUUUUACUGUGACGGCGAAUGCUCAUUUCCACUCAAUGCACACAUGAACGCAACAAAUCACGCCAUUGUCCAAACCCUGGUCCAUUUAAUGUUUCCUGACAACGUGCCAAAGCCGUGCUGCGCUCCCACCAAACUCAAUGCUAUUUCAGUGCUUUACUUUGACGACAGCUCCAACGUCAUUCUCAAGAAGUAUCGAAACAUGGUGGUGAGGUCUUGCGGUUGCCAUUAGUUUAAUUUAUGCUGUCUGCAAUAGGAAAAGGUCGGAAAACACAUCAACUCCAGAAUGCGAUGUGCUUGUACAGUGUUAUGUAUAUAAAGUUUUAUUACCUAAUUUAUUCUCUGUUCAAAAAUAGCACUGAAUAUUGUGAUAUUUAAAUGGUUAGUAAUAAUGUUGAGUAGACAUUGUUCUUACCACACAUAAUGAUGUCCCUUGGCAUAUACUCCCUUUUAUAAAUCGUUCAUUUCACCGAAAUCAUCAUCACUGAAGGUCUUGUAAAUCUUGCUAAAGUGCUCUUUUCAAGUGCGGAAAUAGAAAGAAAUGGACCAAAAAGAUGCCCAGGGGAUGACAUCACGACUCGAGGUGCCUGUUGGAGGAAAAAAGCAGACUUUUCCAGUACAUUCUCGGGUUCUCGGGUUACAUACAAGUUUGGUUCCAGUUAUAUAAGUCGGAUCUUAUAUCUAAGGCAGGGGUCGGGAACCUUUUUGGCUAAGAGAGCCAUGAAGACCAGAUAUUUUAAAAUGUGUAUCUGUGAGAGCCAUAUACAUUUUUUUAAACGUUGAAUGCAAUAAAAUGUGUGCAUUUUUAUGUAAGACCAACAGUUUUAGAUAUAAUGGGCUCUAAUUACGUAGACCAGGCACACUACCCCACGCCAAUGGGGUGUGGCCAGCACACUUUCGUGAGCAGCGCAGUGUCCAAUAAUAAGUCAAAUACUUGCUGCCAUUAAUGCAACUUCUGCUGCUGCAUGGUUUUGCACCGUAUUCAGUACACGUAUUUCAUUCUUUUGGCCAUCUUCGUCAAAAGGCUUGGUUCUGCAGCUUUAGCUAGGUGACUAUUUGACUAAAGGAUGUUAAUGUUUUUUUGACAUCUCAAUGACCGAGGUAGACUACAGCAUUACCCAGUAAUAAUCAAGUUUUGGUGUUUGACCUGGAAAAUAUCAUCAAGAAAUAUGGAUAUGGUCGGCCAUAUUGCAGUAGAAAAUAGAUGGACGAAUUAAAAUGCAUAAGAAAGUUGUUGAUUUUUAAUAUUAUUUUUAACAGUCAUUUCUGUGAUGUUUACUUUAAAAUGUUAGCAAAAAUACAUUUUUAUUGUGGUAAAUGCUUGAGAGCCAGAUACAGUCAUCAAAAGAGCCCUACCUGGCUCCCGAGCCAUAGGUUCCCUACCUCUGAUCUAAGGUAUAACUCCAGUGACGUGUGGUGAUGUUCAUGAUUGGUGAGGCACUGACUCCUUUGGAGUCUUCUACAUAUUAAUACAGGUUGCUCAUUUAAAAAAAAAAAAAAAAAAACGCUAAUAUUUCAGUUGGGUUAAAAACUACCUUUAAUCUGUACAUGAAGUACAUGUACCCUAUCCUUCUCCAGGAAUAGCUCUUAUACUUUGUUGUAAAAGUCUGAUCACCUCCUGGUGAGCUGGGGUGUAUACAGUAGUCCUUCAACUUGGAAGUCAAACUCAUUCAUUCAUCACAGCAUAAAAAUAUCUAGAAAUUGACCUGUCAAUCUAGUUGGAGCUCACACUACUGUUGUGUAUUUCAAUAAAGUUUUAAUGACGUUUAAAGGGGACCUAUUAUGCUCAUUUGUCGGAC